Molecule: messenger RNA, 1125 nt
Organism: Alternaria ventricosa
Lineage: Eukaryota; Fungi; Ascomycota; Dothideomycetes; Pleosporales; Pleosporaceae
Exons: 2
Coding region: 1-1125 (374 amino acids)
Molecular function (GO): methyltransferase activity
Source: RefSeq, a predicted model, not a curated record
AUGUCGCACCAACAGGACGUCGAAGCACAGAAUCCACCUGCACCAACGGAGCCUGCGCAUCAUUCUGCAGCGGUCGAUUCGGGGAUUGACGCUGGCUCGUCGUCUGAAUUCGAUCAAGAGAAUAACGGGGAGCAUGCACUUGAAGCGCAAGAUGAUACUAGCGAAGCAUCGACGGAUGAAGGCUACGCCGACUCCGACACAUCCUCCUUCCUCUCCAGCAUCCUCUCCUCCGUGCGCCGCGGCGUAGAAAUAGAAGGCCGCCUGUACCCCACCUACGGAAAACACGACUACGGGAUGCCAAUAGACGAAGCAGAACUUGACCGCAACGACCUCCAGCACCAUAAAUACACCCUCUUACUCCGAGACCGCCUAUUCGCAGCACCGAUCCCGGAUGCUGUAUUAAGUACUGGAAAUUCAAGGAUACUGGAUCUAGGUACUGGCACAGGAAUCUGGGCAAUAGACAUGGCAGACAAAUACCCCAACGCCUCAGUCCUAGGCGUAGACAUAGCAGCCACCCAACCAACCUUCGUCCCCCCAAACUGCUCCUUCGAAAUCGACGACGUAGAAGAAGAAUGGGCAUACCGACCUUCCCACUUCGAUUUCAUACACGGCCGCGAUCUCAUGACCGCUGUACGCGAUUGGCCGCGUCUAGUAUCCCAAGCCUACACGCAUCUAAAACCAGGCGGCUGGAUCCAGCUCGCGAGUACGAUACCGGGCGGGCUGUCGGAUGAUGGGACUAUACCGCCGGAUUCAGGGUAUUUGGAGUCGGCCCGUGUGUAUUUUGAGAUUGCGGAGAGGAUGGGUGCGCCGCUUGAUGCGCCGAGGGAGUGGGGGAAGCAGAUGGAAGAGGCGGGGUUUAUUAAUGUGACGGAUGAAGUGUAUAAGUUACCUAUGGGGCCGUGGCCACGGAGUAAGCGGCUGAGGACGAUAGGGAAGCUGGAGCAGAUUAUGAUUUUGGAGGGGGGUUUUGAGGCGUAUAUGCUACGAGGGUAUACGCAGGUGUUGGGGGGUCGGGCGGAGGAUUUGCAGAUUAUAUUGGCUUUGGCGAAGAGGGAGGUUAGGGAUCCAAGGAUGCAUACGUAUGUGCAGUUUCAUGUUACGUGGGCGCAGAAACCGCCCGUGUAG